Molecule: messenger RNA, 273 nt
Organism: Prunus armeniaca (apricot)
Lineage: Eukaryota; Viridiplantae; Streptophyta; Magnoliopsida; Rosales; Rosaceae
Source: the annotation of a GenBank genome assembly
AUGAACUAUUUUGAGGACACUGUUCUUAGUGGGAAAUGGGAUGAGGCAGAGAGGUACCUCUCUGGUUUCAUGAAAUUCGAUGACAAUCGCUACUCGACGAAGAUCUAUUUCCAGAUCAGAAAGCAAAAUUUCCUUGAGGACAUUGACAACAAUUGUCGCGCCAAGGCGUUAGAUAUCCUCAUGAAGGAUCUCAAAGUUAUCGCCGAAGGUAAUGAGGAGCUGUUCAAAGAAAUGCAUCACAUGUGUAUGGGUUCAAUCCAACAGGGAUCAUAA